Messenger RNA from Dentiscutata erythropus, 698 nucleotides. The record is from the annotation of a GenBank genome assembly. NCBI's taxonomy places the organism in Eukaryota, Fungi, Glomeromycota, Glomeromycetes, Diversisporales, Gigasporaceae.
AUAUAACGAUUUCUUCAUCUACUGAUUUUUGUCACAACAAAACUGAAAUUUCUGGAACAGGGAAUAGUAUUAAUACCGUUUUUGCUUCAAAUUCUGAGAUUCAAUCAUGGAUUUCGGCAAGAGGAUAUAAUCCAAAGACUUUUAAUUGCAAACCACCUCACGCACGAUUCUUCGUAAUUAAAUCUUGUACAGGAGAUGAUAUUCAUAAAUCGAUUAAAUAUGACAUUUGGGCCAGCACAGAAGUCGGUAAUCAUCGUUUGGAUAAAGCUUUUCGUGAUAAUGCGGAUAAAGGUCCAAUUUAUUUAUUUUUUAGUAUCAUUGCUAGUGGAUAUUUUUGUGGUAUGGCAGAGAUGCUUACUCCUGUAGAUUAUACAACGAGUGCUACCGUUUGGGCUCAAGAUAAAUGGAAGGGAAUAAUUAAAGUUAAAUGGAUUUUCGUUAAAGAUAUUCCCAAUAAUCAUCUGAGUCAUAUUAAGCUAGUAAACAACGAAAAUAAACCCGUCACAUAUAGUCGUGAUACUCAAGAACUAUAUCCUGAACCUGGUCAUGAAAUGUUGAAAAAAUUUUACGAUUAUAGUAGCAGAUCAUCAAUAUUUGAUAAAUUCGAAUUUUAUGAAAAACGUGAAAUAGAAAUGCGAAAAGACAGGAUUGCGCUGCUGAGACCAGCGAACCCUGGCGUAGAGAUUACAAAUUAUUAG